Messenger RNA from Vigna umbellata (rice bean), 3935 nucleotides. The record is from RefSeq and is a predicted model, not a curated record. Lineage: Eukaryota; Viridiplantae; Streptophyta; Magnoliopsida; Fabales; Fabaceae.
AUGGAAACACAACGCCAAAUUUUCCACGGACAUCCGUUUACAGGACCAGAGCUAAUCGAAAAGGUCAUUGGAGAAUUAUGGAGCAGUACACGAAUCAUAUUAGGACGGAUUAAACCGUUGAAGGAUGAUGGCCCAGAUUUGGGGCUCUCGAAAAGACUGAAGGACUACGGGAGGGGCGACGCCUGCCGCAAGUCGGGGAAGUGCUCAAUAUUAACCUCGGUGGUUCAGGUUCUGGGAGCCAAUCUGUUUCUUCCCAAUGUAUGGAUUACCUCCAGUGAUAAAGAAGGACUGCAUGCAAGCAUGUCGGAUGGAAUACAGAGUAAAUUCCGGUGCCACGCUGUGAUGUUACGGGAAGAGGGCUUUUCUACAGGGGCUGCACCACAUACUAUCGUUUCAGGGAGUCUGCCAAAAUAUGUCAAAGAAGGACAACGGGACGACGAAACUUUCAAGGAAUAUGCCCAACGGUGGAGAGAGUUAGCUGCGCAAGUUGAACCACCUUUGUACGACAGGGAGGUGGUGGCAAUGUGUGUGAACACUCUCCAGCCGCCAUUUUAUGAGCACAUGGUCGGGAACGUGUCUGCCAAUUUCGCUGAUAUCAUUAUAAUAGGUGAAAGGAUAGAAAUUGGGGUUAAAAGUGGGAAGAUUGCAUUCAGUUCGCCCACAACUUCAAAUUACAAAAAACCCAAUUUCAAUGCGGGAAAGAAGAAGGAAGGGGAUGUGCAUGCGGCGUCGGCAAUACCUGUGUGGAGAGGUCAAGCUCCUACUCAUAGCUUCCGACCAUACUUGGGGCAACCCCCUCUUACAGCUAAUGCGGUGUUUGCUCAUCAAGCCAGGCCUCAACAACAACAAGGUUAUUAUCAACCGCCAUUGCCCCCAACUGAUUCUUGGAGAGCUGGGGCAAUUGCAGGUCCAAAUCAGAAUGCGGGCCAAAAUACUUACCCAAGAAGGAACCAAUUUGUUAAUUUCACCCCUAUCCCUACAACUUACACAGAAUUGUUACCCCAUCUCGUCAAAAGGGGUUUGGUUGCUAUUUGUCCGAUGAAGCCCAUGCAACCUCCGUAUCCCAGGGGUUAUGAUGCAGAGGCCAAAUGUAGUUACCAUGGGGGAGGUGUUGGUCACUCAACUGAGAGGUGUCUGGCCUUUAAACACAAAGUACAGACUCUAAUUGACUCGGGGUGGUUAAAGUUUCAAGAAGAUAAACCUAGCGUCGAGACUAAUCCGCUUUCUGGGCAUGGGAGUGCCUCGACGAAUGCCGUCGAGGAUGAAAGACAUGAGUUGAUAAGAAACGCGGGUGAAAUCCGAAGUUCAAGAAAAUUUAUCUUUAAGGCGCUGAUCAAAGUGGGCCUUUUAAAAGGCGAUUAUGACGAGGAUGUAACGUGUGCACUUCAUCCGGACGAUGGGCACUCUAUUGAGGAAUGUGGUGAAUUUGAAGAUAUUUUACAGGACUUGCUGGAUAGAAGUUUAAUGCAAGUAUGUUACGAGGAUAAGGAGGGGGAAGUGUUCACACAAAUCGGCGGGGAAUCCGACGUAACUUUGCCUGAGUCAUUGGUGAUUCAUUUCACUAGAACCACCCCUAUGCCAGUGUCUGAAGAAAGGUCGUCUGUCGUCAUUCGGGGGCCGUCUCCCUUUCCCUACAAAAGCGAGAAGGCUGUCCCUUGGGUGUAUGGAGCACAUGUGUUAUAUGAGGGAAAAGGCGUGGAUUCGGCCGUUGAGAACAUAACAGGCAUAGGUGGGAUGACGAGAAGUGGUCGAAUCUUCGCGUCACCAAUGGUGACAAAAGAGGGGACCAAUAAUAACGAAACAACAAUGGCCGCGAAAGCCGGGGAGGACUUAAAAGGAAAGGGCGCGCAGGUAGAGGAGACCCCUAAUGAGGAGGAAAAGAAAGAAAUAUCCGAGGAAGAGGCCUGCGAAUUUUUAAAAUUCAUUCAACAGAGUGAGUAUAAGGUGGUGGAGCAGUUGAAUCGCAUGCCUGCCCGGAUUUCCUUGUUAGAAUUGCUUAUGCAUUCUACCUCUCACAGAAAGUUGUUGAUGAAGGUACUCAGUGAGGCUCAUGUCGAGCAUGGUAUUUCGUUGAACAAGUUUGAGGGCAUUGUUGGCAACAUCAUCGCUAAUAAUUACCUCACAUUUACUGAUGAGGAGAUACCCACUGAGGGGAGAGGUCAUAACAAGGCUCUUCAUGUCUCUGUGAAAUGUUUGGAUCACGUUAUAGCGCGUGUCUUGGUGGACAAUGGUUCCUCUCUAAAUGUCAUGCCAAAAUCGACAUUGGAGAAGCUACCCUGUGAUGGAAUGCAUAUGAAGCCUAGCUCUAUGAUUGUGAGGGCAUUUGACGGCAGUAAAAGGGUAGUUAUGGGAGAAAUUGAAUUGCCCGUUCAAGUCGGUCCUUGUGUCUUUCAAGUGACCUUUCAAGUUAUGGAUAUCCUCCCGGCUUAUAGUUGUUUGUUGGGUCGCCCGUGGAUUCAUUCUGCAGGAGUUGUGCCUUCCACACUACACCAAAAGCUGAAAUAUGUUAUGGGAGAUAAGCUGGUGAUAUUAUCAGGAGAGGAGGACCUCCUUGUGAGCGGACCAUCGUCCACGCGAUAUAUUGAGGUGGCUGAGGAAGCUCUUGAAACAGCCUUCCAUUCAUUGGAGAUCGUGGGAAAUGCCUAUGUGGAGCCAUUCCUAGUAAGCCCGCAUUUGUCAGGUGCUUCUAUCAUGAUGGCCAAGGUAUUGCUGAAAGGGGGGUAUAUACCUGGUAGAGGUUUAGGCAAGCAUGGGCAGGGGCGAACUUCUCCCCUAAAGGUCGUUGAGAAUAGAAACCGAUACGGCCUAGGGUACAAGCCCAACAAAGAGGACAAACGCAGGCUGAUAGAAGAAAGGAGAGAGCGCGGUCUGGCUCGUGUAGAAAGGCGUGAACCUCGGGUGGAAAAGAUCGGUAUUCGUGGCGUCAAGGAGAGCUUUCGUAGUGCUGGAUGGAUCAACGCGGGCCAUAUAGCCGCCGUGGAGGAUGAAGAUACCUCUGAAUGCUCAAGUUUCGUGCGGGCUUGCUCCCCAGCUGCACCACUCAACAAUUGGGAAACUUUGAGUUUACCCGUGAUGCUUAAUUUGGAUAAAAUAUAUGACAAUGAAAGUUUUGAAAAUAACUAUGUCGAUAUUCCUAAUUUUGAGCACCCUGUCGAUAAUACGGAAGAUGAUUAUGAAGAUGAUCCGGAACCCUCUCCAGAGCUCUUAAAAUUAGUGGAACAAGAGUCUAAAGAGAUAAAACCCCAUCAGGAGGAUGUUGAAGUACUCGACUUGGGAGAGGAAGGAGAGAUAAAGGAAGUAAAAAUCGGUACCGGCAUGAAAAAGGAAGUGAGGGAAGGGCUGCGAGCCCUACUGAAGGAGUUUAAGGAUGUGUUCGCUUGGUCGUACAAUGACAUGCCAGGGUUGGAUACCGAUAUUGUGCAACACAAGCUCCCACUUAAACAGGAAUGCCUUCCAGUCAAGCAAAGACUAAGAAGAAUGAAACCAGAAAUGUCAUUGAAAAUUAAGGAGGAGGUACAGAAGCAAUUCGACGCAGGAUUUCUGGCUGUGGCGAAAUACCCACAAUGGGUAGCAAAUAUUGUACCAGUGCCUAAGAAAGAUGGGAAAGUUCGAAUGUGCGUUGACUAUCGUGAUUUGAAUCGUGCAAGUCCGAAGGAUAACUUCCCGUUACCACACAUCGACACUUUGGUUGAUAAUACUGCCAAGUACUCGUUAUUUUCUUUUAUGGAUGGUUUCUCGGGGUAUAAUCAGAUUAAGAUGGCUCCUGAGGACAUGGAAAAGACGACCUUCAUCACGUUGUGGGGGACCUUUUGUUAUAAGGUGAUGUCUUUCGGGCUCAAGAAUGCCGGGGCAACAUAUCAAAGGGCGAUGGUGGCACUUUUCCAUGAUAUGAUGCACAAGGAGAUUGAAGUUUAUGUGGACGACAUGAUCGCGAA